AUGUUAUUUGGGGAACAUGCACGUGAGCUGAUCUCUGCCGAGUCUGGCCUUCAUUUUGCGAAAACCCUCUGCGGCGAGCGGAAGGAAGCCAUACUGCGGGGCAAUGAGUUCAUGAUGGUGAUCAAUGCAAACCCCGAGUCUCGAAGUCGGGUUGAGAAGGGCGAGUGGUGCUUGCGGGUGAAUCCCAAUGGAGUGGACUUGAACCGCAACUGGGAUGAGCAUUGGGAGGGAGAUGCCUCUUUCGGCAAAGACACCAAUCCAGGUGAAACGCCGUUCAGUGAACCUGAGACACAGCUCCUCAAACAGUUAGUGUCGGCCUAUCGCCCUACGACCUUUUUCACCAUCCACAGCGGCACCUUAGGCAUGUAUAUGCCUUGGGCUUUUGACAUGCAGCAUCUUGCUGACCGGAAUCAACAGUCGAUGAUGGAGAUCCUGAAGAAAGUGGACGAGGACCACUGCCAGUGCCCAUUUGGCGCAGCUGGAAAGGAG
Molecule: messenger RNA, 489 nt
Organism: Durusdinium trenchii
Lineage: Eukaryota; Dinophyceae; Suessiales; Symbiodiniaceae
Source: the annotation of a GenBank genome assembly